GGCGGACUUUCAAAUAUUAACCCAAUGGUGAUCGUACGUCAAAUAGAAUUUUUCAGCUUCUUUUGUCAUGCGUUGUUGCGUGCAUUAAUCAAUUCUGAAGAGAUAAUUUUCAUGGAGGAUGUUGAGAUGUUUUUUCCUACCUGCAAUUAAGUAGGAUAUUAGUGCGAACAGGUGAAUUAAAAUCGAAGUUCUUAGACUUGGUGUGCAAUCGUUUGCACAGGUUCGCAUUUCAAAGUUAAGACUAAAUAAACCAAUAAGCAAUUUCUGAUCUCCCCAGUCGGGGUUUGCGUACUUUACUAUGCAUAUUUAACGGUAUACAGAACGUGCUUACUUUUUGGUAUAUAUAGUUGUAGAAGUCUAUUUCUGUGUCUUGUUUGAUCAAUCAAGUUUUGAUCUUGUCUUGCUCUAAAGUUUGUUGAGGUUAAUGAGCCGUACCUUUGUGGCUUUUACCAUAAUGUCUGAAUGUUUAUUAGACUGUAUAAGUGAUAGAAUGUGUUUUCUGAGUUAGCAUUUUUUAGCGAUUUCGACGUCAAAAAAUCUGGAAAAAAUAAAGUUUAGAUGAACGUAUGUGUAACUUUAUGUUGAGCAUGAAAGUUCGGUCGGUGAGCAUUACAUUUUUCAAAGAACUGAAAGCCUCUAACUACGUUCUAGUUCCGUCUAUGGCUUAGCGUAUACCGAACAACAUCCACUCUCAGAAAUUAUCGGUUUUACAAUCUUUUUCUGAUUCUCUUUCACAAAUAUUUCUUAGGACAACUUUCCACUUCGUCUGACAACUCAGAAUAUGAAAAGAUAUAUAACCUACUUUUCAUACUUAAAGAUGUAGUUUAUCUUUUUAUUUCAAUUUUUUUACGGUUUUUUAUUACGUGAGAGUAAUAUAUAAUCAAACAAAUGAUUUCGUGUUUACAAGUAAACAAAAAUAAUUUAUUCAUGAAUAAGCGUUAUUUGUAGCUGAAAAAAUAGGAACCCCAAAUUUUUUCUAAAAAACUAGGCAUUAUGAAUAGACUGUAACUCUGAGGUGGCAAAACGCAGAAACACAUAUGGUAUCAAAUCUUUAAAUGUAAACAAUCAGGUUGGACAUGUACAAAGCAUUUACAAAUCAGUACAAAUACUGCAAAACAAUAAUGUGCAAUUGUUCUUACGCCGUUUCCUUAAAGAAGAUUUAGAGUGGCCGAAGAUUUUCGUCACUCCUUUUGAGUUUAGUUUCUACGUGCUUUUCUUUAGUCGGGGUAUACUUAUCGGAUUGAUUGUGCAGUAAAAUGGUCCUAGCUAGUCAGUUUUAUACAUCAAUGUGUAAAAAAGGUUCAAUAAAUCAAGCAUCUUAUAAAAAUGCGGCUCUUUUAUGAAAGUUAUAAACUUACGUUUUUAAUCAAUUUGAAACUUGAAUAGUCAGAUGGACUAAAAUGUUCUUAAAUACUUACAGCUAACGAUAAAAUUUCUGGUUUAAACAAUCAGAUAAUUGUGUAAAAGGUUAAUGAAUUUAUGUGACCGAUUGAGAGAAGCAUCCUCUUAAUGGAGUAUACAACUUUGUGGUAUUUUAAUUAUAAUAUAUAGCAUAAAGAGUUGGGAAACAAGUAUUACAAAACGGCUUAAUCUUGAUAGCCUAUAAAGUCAGAAAGAUUAGAAACUUGGUAACUGAAUUUAAUGGUAUUAUAUAAACGUUUAUUGAGUGGCUUAGUGUUGUGAUAAUUUCAUAAUAUUGCAGUAGCGUUUAUUAAAAUGUACUUAUGGUAACAGACAAAUAUGUAGGUUGUUUGCAAAGCAAAAAACCAUAGUUUUUAUAUCUUUUAAAUCUAUCUCUGUGGAGUUUUAUGCCCACACUCGGAUGACUUUCGUCACCUACCUUCUUGAAAGAAAAUGCUAACCCUAAUUUCACCACAAUUAACGGCGCAGACCUCGCGUAGCAAAUAAACAUCGUUGCCUUAUGUUUCAUAUUUCAAUAGUUUUGACCUUGUACUUACUGGCUCCUUAACUUUAGAAGCAAAGCGAAUCGGAAAACAGCUCAUAUUUUCAAAAUGCUUUUGAGGAUUCUUUAGUUGGUACCCUUGAAUGAAUUUCAAGUAAGUCUGUGCCUCAGUUCAAUACCGAAUGAUAUUCACACGGUACACUUCCUAGCCAUUUUAGUUGCUUAUUAUUAAUCAUUUAUGACGGUUUGCUUUUGUGUAGUAGAUAAAUUGGCAUCUGAACCCUAUACACCCAGUAUAGGGUUCAUCGCCUUUUUCCAAAUGAACUUACUUUUCACAUUCUUUAAAAUUUAAUUCAUGGAUUAUGAAGAUGAGCUCUAAAACAUUUCGUCGCUCUAAAGGUGACAAGUCGGCUUGAAAUUACUCUAGAGAAAUUUCUUCUCACCCUUGAAGUUUCAGUGAUGUAUUAAGGAAAGCCUCUUUAUUUAAAGUGAGUUGGUUUGCUGUAAAUCUUCACUGAGCAAUCCCUUUGUACUGCUUAGCCUAAUGUCUCGGUUAGUAUCGAUUGUUAGUGCUUCCAAUAUUGGCAAACAUUGCAUUCCGCUAUUAAUUUCUAUAAAAAUAAACUCCCGGUUUCCACUAAAUGGGUGUAUACAUAGACUAAAGCGCUUCUCACUAACUAAAUAUAGUUUUAUAAGACCUGAUCUCAGUUAUAAAUUAAUGUACAAAGACUAGUGGUUCUAUUCUCAUUUUAUAGAAUCCGAAGCUACAUUUUGAUAGAAACACUGAAAAGAGAUUUAAUACAUCUUAAGGCUAACCGUUUGAAUCGUCCACCAACCCUCCCUCUAAAGAACAGGAGUCCGAAUCAGUAUAUCAUUUGAAAACCAACACUUUUAUAUCUCUCGUGCUACAAGUCACUGGUGUUUGUUGAUAAAAAUGUUUGAUGAAUAAUACCACAUGCUAGGACUUCAUACUAAUUGUCUAGAUAUAUGUAAAAUCAGAUGCAGUUCUUUACAACACAGGACGUGUAUAUUAAAUCUUAAUACCUUUGUAAAUCGAUGUGACAAGCGAAAGAUCCACCCAAGUAUUUGUUAUAUAUUCAAAACUUUAGUCAUCUCACGUGAGUGGUGAAUAUCACCAGCUAUAUUUGUCUCUUUUAUUGAGUAACACAAACAUCAAUAUAUUCAAUGCUCCUUUUGGCGAAUAUAUCGCCAAAAUACUUUGUAAUCUUUUAUUUAUCUUUUUCUGCAACAUUUUUAUACCAUGUAUCUGUUUUUCCUUAUAUGCUCAUAGAUGUGAUAAUUUUUAGCUGUCUUCAUCAACUUUACUAUAAGGAAAAAUGAUCUGCGAUGUUAUGCCAACAAUUAACGAAGAUAUUGGGUCCCAGGGUGAUCGAGAUUCACUGGUUAGUGCAGAUGGUACAAAUGUUGAAGAUAUGUUACUUAGUAUGUUGGAUGAACGUGACAGAUUGAUGGAAGGAUUGCGCGAGUCACAGGAACAAGUUAACGAAACAAGAACUCGAUUGAGCGAAGUUGAAAGAGAACGUGAUAAACUUCAUGCACAGUUGUCAGCUAAAAUGCCUCAAGAUGUUGUUGAAAUGUCAAAAAAGUUAACAGAAGUUGAAGAACAAUUAAUUGAAAGAUGUGAUGAAAUUGAUGAUUUGAAAGCUGAACGAAACAAUAUGAAAAUUCUCUUAGAACACCUGGAGAAUUUAGUAGCUCGCCAUGAAAAAUCACUUAGAAUGACUGUAGUGAAGCGGCAUACAUCAACGGCCAUGAGUAAUAGUACAAAUUCAUUGAUUCCGGGGGGUACAAUGGCUGAUGGUGAAACAGUGUGCUCUGAAAUGGAUAUUUUAAAUUCUUCACCGAAUUAUUCCAUGAAUGCAACUACUGGAUCUACAAGUCCUUCGAUGGCCGGAUUAGGUUCAGAAGUGGAAGUUUUAAAAGCAUUGAAAUCUUUAUUUGAACAUCACAAAGUUUUGGAUGAAAAAGUUCAUAAUCGUUUAAGAGUUUCACAAAAUAAAGUAACUGACUUAGAAAAUGAAUUAUUCGAACUAAAACGUUCAAAAAUAAAUAGUAGUUCCACUGCAAAUAUAUGUAAUGAUAAUAAUAUACAUCGAACAAUGACAUCCAGUGAAACUCAAAUUGACAAAGAUUUCACAAAAGAUGUUGAUACAGAUAUAAAGAAUAACCCUGAUCAAAUUCAGAAGUUAUCACUUAAAGAAACUGCUUCGUUACCAAAAGGAUCAGUUGAAAUAAGCAAAAGUUCUGAAUUAUUAUCUUCGUCACCAGUUCUGAAUGCUUCUUUAUCAAAUUUAUUCUAUGGUUCAGCAUCAGCAGCUGCUCUUGAAGCAGCGAACAGAAUCAAAGAACUGCAGGAGAACCUUGAACAACGUGCAUCUGAAUUACUCGCUGCUCGAAGGCAAGUGAUUGAACUGACAAGUCGAUCAAGAGAAAACUCGAAUUCAUUGAGUUUAGCACAAAGUGAAUUAAAUCGUGCUAAUGACCAAAUUGAAAGGCUUACUCGUGAACUACGUGAAUCUGAGCAGAGAAGAACUGAUCAAGAAUCACUAGCUACAAGUUUAGAACAAAGAUAUUUAGUUGCUCAGCGUGAAUUAAAUAUAGCCCAAGAUAUGACUGAUAAAUUACGAGCUGAGUUAGCUUUCAAAUCAACGCAACUUAAACAGCAAGAAGAAAAAGUUCGGACACUACAAAUUAAAUUAGAUACAGUGGAAGACGAUCUGUUGCAGAGUAGAUCAUUAUCAAAUCAUUUCUUGACUAAAUCUUUAAAAACUAAAUACAUUAAUGAUGAAGUUGACAUUGAUGAUGAUGAAGAUGAGGAUGAGGAUGAUAUUAAUGCUGGAACUGAAUACAAUGAAGAAAAUGCUUGCUCUGAUGAAAGUAAUCCUGAAUUAUUAAAUAAACAAAUAUCCGAAGGGGAAUUGGAACAAGAGAAUGAUUCAAUCACUGACCUUGAGAAUAAACGUAUCCGAAAAAUUAAAUCUAUUAGAUCAGCAUUAAAAAGAAAUCAUUACUCUCGACGUAUCAUUCAACAGGAAUGGAAUUCUUAUGAAGAUCAUGUGAAAGAAUUAACAGAUGAAAUAGAAGAAGUUAGACAAGAAUUAACGCGUGCAAAAGAAAGAGAAGUUAUCAAUGAAGAACACAUAACUCGUUUAUCGGGAACAGUUGAUAAAUUAUUGCAAGAAUCUAAUGAACGUUUACAAAAUCAUUUACAAGAAAGAAUGUCAGCUUUAGAACAAAAACAAAAUUUAAAUAAUCAAGUUGAACAAAUAAAGAGAGCAUUAGAAACAGCAAUAAGAGAACGGGAAGCAAAUAUAACAGAAUCAAUGUUAUUAAGACAGAAAUUGUCUGAAUUAGCAGCAGCUUUUCGUUAUUCACAAGCUCAACUUGCAAUUGCACAUACAUCAACUUCUGCAGCUCAGGCUACUAUUAUGGCAUUAGCUAAAGCAUCAGCUGAGAAAGUUAACAUGGAACAACUGCAACAACAGCAUAAUACAGACAUUUCUUUACAAAAUUCAGUAUGUCCUUCAAGUGUAGUGGAAAAAUAUGAAACUGAGCAAAGUAGUCCAAUAGAUUUCAUUUCAAGAUUGAUCACUAAUACCUGGAUCCAUUCACAAGCUAAUAAUAAUUCGGAUCAACCAAUAGAAAUUAAUCUUGAUGGUGAAUUAAACAAUAUUCAAUCACUUCCCAAUACUAAUAAUGAUAAUAAUAACAAUAAUAAUAUGAAUACACUUUACCAGUCGAAUGAAUUGCAAGAAAUGUUAACUCGACAAAAUCUAAUGAAUUUCAAUUAUCCAUCUUUACAGUUAAAUCAUGAUACUGUUAAUCAAUUGUCCCUAAAUGAUGUAUUCAAUUUUAUGAAAAUGAAACAACUACCAAACGCUACAUCUUUGCAUAAUGUUCAAGAAAGUGCGACUGACUCAACUACAGAUCCACAAUCUUUAGCGUACAUGUUAAAAAAUCAGUUGGAUGCUAUCAACAAUGAGAUAAAAUUAAUUCAACACGAGAAAGCAACUACAGAAAUGUUAGCUGAUGAAUUAAAGGGACGAUUUGGUACGACGGAUAUAAAUGUUCAUAAUAUAAAUAAUGAAUUUAAGACAAAGAAUCAGUAUGCUGAUAGUCGACCUAUUGGGAAUGAUGGUAAUAAUAGUAAUCAAGCGGAUCGAAAUGGCAAUCAUUCAUCUGAGCCCUCUGCUCUCGCUUCUUUGAGUAAUUUCAACUACAGAACUACAACAGCUACCACUCAAAUGAAUACGGAUAUUUAUCAAAACCCAUCAGUUAGCUAUACACAAAAAUUUCCAACAACUUGCACACUAACGCCGCAUCCAUCCUAUUUAGGAUAUGAGACACGACUGCAUGCAGCAAUUAUGAAUCCUAUGGCUAUCCGACAAACAGGACAAUCAAAAUUAUAUAGUCAAGGUGUAAUUAUUCCUAAUCACAGGUAUACUAGUGAUCAUAAUGUAGUUUUCUCAACUGGAACUACCCAAUUACCAACUUUAUCAAAUUUUCACGAUGUAGACUAUAGUGUGCGACGUGCACAAAAUGAUCCUUCUAAGACUACUUACGAUAACGCAGUCACUACAAGAACAAUAUCCGGUACACAAGAUGAUUUAGGAAAUACAGAGUGUGCAGAUAGUAGUCAAAGGGAAAAUGAACGUAAACGAUCUAUUUUCGGGACAUUGGGUCGUAUGUUCAAGAGACCGAAUCCUGUAAAUGUAACAAAUUCACAGAACCAAGUGGAGAGUACAUUGAAAUCAGUAGCUUCAAGUAAUCAACAACCUCCAUUAAGAUUUCAUUCUAAUCAAUUAACUCAUCCAUCCCGUCAAUAUCAGGUGUAUAAUAUUCCUCAAUCAAAUUCAGUUCAUAGAUCAGACGAAAGAAAUAGACUAGCCAAUGUUGUAUACUCUUCACAAGAUUCAGGAUUCUCGAGCAUAACACAUUUCAAUCGUUUAGUUUAUCCAAACAAUUUUUCUCAAUAUCAUGUACAAGAAGGAACAUCAAGAUACAGUCCGAGACCCCCAUCACAUCAUAGUUAUUUUGGCAAAGCGAAAUCUGGUAUUUAUUCUGCAGAUGUGAGUGCUAAUCAAGAACAAAGUGCAUUUCAGCAGUCAGCUGUAUCACAUACGAUGAACGCUCAAGCUGCUCUAGGACCGAAACAAACUCUUGAGGAUAGACAAAAAUCUCAAAAAUUGUUACUUGAAGAUGCUAUACGCAGUAAUUUACCAUUUACCUCAUGGAGUAGUCCCAUAUUAGUUUCAUGGUUAAAACUAUGGGUUGGAAUGCCAGCAUGGUAUGUUGCAGCUUGUGAAGCAAAUAUUAAAUCUGGUGCAAUGCUUGCCUCUUUAUCUGAACAAGAUAUUCAAAGAGAAUUAGGCAUACGUAAUCCUUUACAUCGCUUAAAGCUUCGUUUGGCUGUACAUGAAAUGCUUGCAUUUACUGCAUCAUUAACAGGUACAACACCGAAUUCAACUAAAAACGGUGAAACAUCUACCUCUAUGAAACAAUUACACUUAGCUUCUCCACUUAUAAAGGGUGAAUUAAAUCAUGAAUGGAUUGGGAAUGUUUGGCUGCCUAGUCUUGGGUUAGCCAGAUACAGAUCAUCAUUUAUGGAGUGCCUUGUCGAUGCGCGUAUGUUAAGCCAUUUAACUAAGCGUGAUUUGAGGAUACAUCUGAAGAUGGUUGAUCAAUUUCAUCGUUUAAGUUUAUACUAUGGGAUCAUGUGUCUCAAGCGCCUGGAUUACGAUCGUUCUGAGAUUGAACGCCGACGUGAAGCAUGUCAAAAUAGUUUAAAUGAUUUACUUGUCUGGAGUAAUGACCGAGUCAUUGUAUGGCUUAAAAGUAUAGGUUUGAAUGAAUACGCCAAAAAUAUGAUUGACUCUGGUGUACAUGGAGCUUUAAUGGUGUUAGAUCCAGACUUUGACGCUAAUUCAUUUGCUCUGAUCCUUCAAAUACCUAAUUCAGAUGUACAAAUGAGGCAUAAACUUGAAUGUGAACUCAACAGACUUCUACACCCUUAUCGAUCAGUUAAUCAAAACAUUUCGGUAAGACCUAACGACUCAAUCAUGAAUUAUGAUACAGCAGCAAGUUGGAUUGCUUCUGUAGAACGUCCGGAACCGGCAUAUUAUGAAAAUCAAUUUGAAACAGGUGAUGCGUUGGGUAGUGAUUCAUCUUACAGACCUAGCACUCAACAACAUCAAAGACAUGGAAUCAGCAGGAAUAUUGUGCCUAUUUCGGAAAGUUCAAGUGGAGCUCCACCUAUUCCUAUACGAGCGCAAAGAAAUACAGAAAGACGAUACCCUACGUCUAAUUCACAGUUAACUGUUAAUUCUCAGAACCAACCGCCUUUGAGUGCCAAGCUCAGCCGUAAUCUUCAAUAUCGAAAUGCAGGUAUGUGUGAUGACAACUAUUCCUUUCUACAUAAUGAACCAUCACAACUAGAAAGAAGUUUGAAGAAGAAUUGAUAUUAGUAAGUUUUUCAAAGAAAUUAUGUGGUGUCCACUUUGUUUAUUCCGCUAAAUAUGUGACCGUUUACGUCACGUUUACUAUAUAUAUUGUUACGAAUAUUGUGUUACUGGAAUCCAUGAUUCACACAACUCGAUGUAGAAAACAAGCAAAUGAUGAGCAUUUGUUAUACCCU
Schistosoma rodhaini is the source of this 8558-nucleotide messenger RNA. Lineage: Eukaryota; Metazoa; Platyhelminthes; Trematoda; Strigeidida; Schistosomatidae. The record is from the annotation of a GenBank genome assembly.